GUCGCAUUUCGCCACUUGGUUCGUGUUGAAGAAAAAGGCACAUUUAUCAAAUGUACACCGGCCGUCGUCGUAUUUCGGUCACAUUCACACCAUUCGCUCGCUCACUUCCUCUCCUUGUCCAGCAAGUCGUGCUGCGUCUGGCUUGUCGUCUUGUCCUCCGGCAAAUCGUCUGCACCGCACCCCAAACCACACACAGCGCACAUCCCAUGAUGCGUUCCUCAGCGCAUCGCAUCACGGCCCCCCUUGGCUCAGCUCACCUCCCAGGUAGUCCUUGAUGAGUAUCUUGUCGUCGAGCCCCAUGAGCAUCUCGAGGUGCACCAUGGAGCUCUUCAUACCCGGCAGCCGCCGAAUCGUCGAAGCCAUCUGCCGCUCGACCUGCGUCUUCAUCGCCAAACCUGGGCCGUACAGAAAGGCGUCGCGCUUGACCUUGCUCUCCUCGUGACGACGCACACCCUGACACACAGACGACACACAAGACAACACAUCAGCCAAUCAGCAAAAGAAACAGCCUGAUCUGUGCGUGCGUUGCUUGUGCUGCCUGGUGCAGUGCUCACAUUGGUCUGCAUCUCCUCCACAGGGUGCUUGCGGUGCGCGUCGAGGGUGAUGUUGCGAAAACCGUCGCGCAUCAUGUCCAGGGGCUGGACCCCUACCUGGGACAAGUCCUUCUCGUCCAUCGCUGCCGUCUCGCGCGCCGUCUUUCUCCUCCUGCGGCUUCUGCACAGGAAGCGUU
Vitrella brassicaformis is the source of this 730-nucleotide messenger RNA. Lineage: Eukaryota; Vitrellaceae. The record is from the annotation of a GenBank genome assembly.